UAACUAUGCAGAUGUGACACAUUUCAGAUGUGUUUGAGAUUCCAGUGGUUCCUGGCGCUGACUGACUACAGCACCGGCCUCCAGUGAGGCACUGACAGCUAGAACAGCCCAACUCACGCUGGACUAUAAUCACCUUCCUCGUCUGAGCUGCUGAGGCGCGAUAGGCUGGAGGACGCGUGGCCACGGCGUUCAGCGGGCACCGCGUGGAAAAAACGCUCGGCGAGGCUCGAUUUAAGGAAUUUAAACGCUGGCCCUUCUUUUUUUUUACGCCAGCAGCGGAUCGGCGCUACGUCGGUGGAGCAGCGCGCGCCGGCGUCGCAGCGAGUUUAUUAGACACAAUCUCCCGAUAUUAAUCAGCGGAUGAUAGGAAACAACCACGCGAGAGUUCGCAAGUUGCCUCAAGACUGUAGUUGCAACUGUCAAAGGUGGAGUGGAUUCGCGCAUGACCCAACACACGUUACUGUAAUACUGUACACGGCCGCCGAGAUAAUAUCCGUAUAAAAAAGCGAAAUAAUCCCGCGGUAAGGAAGCGAGAAGUGGACCCGAACCGAGCGACAUUCGCCGUUUCUGCCGCGUUUCGUCUCCUUUUACUCUCAACUACUGUCUCGCAGCCGUCGAAAUUACUGCACUGAACGUAUUUUUGUGCCUCCCUUCAGCUCCAGCCAGCGCAAGGAUUUUUUUUACUCCUCCUUCGUAAUAAAGUCGCCAUUUUGCUUCACUGCCUAUAUAAACCAUCCCGUAUUCUAAUAUUUUCCCUCAAGGAGUCGGGGACCUGUGUGUCUUUGGCGGAGAUUUCUGACAUUUCUGGAGCGUUGAACGUGACGGGAGGGCGAAGAAGCGCCUCGUGGUGCACAUAUUAAUGCGGGAAAGGCGGAGGGGGGCACGGACACUGGGAGCUGGGAAUAAGGAAUAAGUAUCCAGGAUUUUUUUCCAUGCACAGGCGAGGCUGUCAUUUCUCCCCCACUGCCUCGCGCUUUCUUCUCCCCCUCCGCCUCGUCGCCUUCUGCAGAGCGGGGGGGACGGGACGACGCUGACCACCGUCCGCUCCCCUUCGGGCCCCCGACCCCGGCGCGAGCGCUCCGUGACGCGGCAGGUGUGACUGCCAUGUAACAAACACCGGUGGAAGAACGCCCACUCAGGUGCCCGCGUCUCGUGACCCCGCUCCCCCUCACGUGGGUGACCCGGGCCCCCCGGCCCCCGGUGCUGGGUGACCGUCCAGUCCAGGCAUGGAGAGCCCGAGCGGCCCCAGGCUCGGAAAGCUGCCUUCCUCGGGUCUGCCAAGGAGCCGUAACCCCAAACACGGACACCCCCAGGAGCCCGUCAGGACCACGCCGGGCCCCGAAAACAACAGCAGCAACAACAAACACAGCCGCGUGUGUGAUGAGCCAGCGGAGGGGAGGAGGAAAGGUCGUCCUAAAGCAGACGUGCAGGAGCUGAGAAGCAUCCCAGCCCAUAUGAUAGUACAAUGGAAGGAAGAGUUUAAGCGCCGCUCCAGGGUUAAGUGUCCGUGUUCAGGGUGCUGGUUAGAGUUUCCCAGCAUCUAUGGCGUCAAGUACCACUAUCAACGCUGCCAGGGGGCCACCAUAGCUGAGAAGCUGAGUCAUGGCUGUCCCUACUGUGAGGCAGUGUUUGCCACAAAGGUGCGCCUGCAGAAGCACAAGCUGUGGAACCACCCGGACAGAGCGGGUGCGGAGCCCAAGGACGAGCAGGCUCGACUUCAGAAGACUCCCGUCAAGUCCAACCCCAAGAAAAGGCCCAUGGAGAACAGUCCCCCGUCUCCGGUGUUUUUCAAAGUGAAAAAGACCCACGACGUGUCCGCGCCCGCUCUGAACGGGGAGCUGACCCACCACAAGAGUGAGCGGAAACAGCACGGCAGCAGCCAGACGUCCCAGCAGCCCCACCAGCACCAGCCGCUCCAGUCCCAGCACUCCCAGUCCCGCAGCACGUCGUCGGACGCAGGGGGCAGCGAGAGCGAGGGCGGCAGCCUUCCGCCUCCGUUCCCUGACGAGGACCCGGAGCGAACGAGGCACAAGCCAGGACGGAAGCAAAAAACUCCUAAGAAGUUCACUGGCGAGCAGCCUUCCAUAUCCGGAACGUUUGGACUGAAAGGUAUGACUAAAGUGGAGGAGAAGCUGAAAGCAGGCCGCGUGAAGAGACCGGAGGCGAGCGUACACAGCGAGGAGCACCAGAGGAGGCCCAACACAAGCCACUCCUCCAAGAAGGACCCAGCCGCAGCUCAGUCAGGUGUCGUUCCGGACUCCCAGUGGCAGCGAGCGAUCUCGGAGCGUGGUGAAGUGGUGUGUCCCACCUGCUCCAUCGUCACCAGGAAAACGAUCCACGGCCUCAAGAAACACAUGGAGAUCUGCCGGAAGCUCCAGGACGCGCUGAAGUGCCAGCAGUGCCACAAACAGUUCAGGUCUAAGGCCGGCCUCAACUACCACACCAUGGCUGAGCACAGCACCAAGCCCUCGGGGAGCGAAGGCCAGACGGGCGAUGAGCACGAAGAGAGAGAAAGGCUGCGGCGAGUCCUGAAGCAGAUGGGCCGAAUCAAGUGUCCUAGCGAGGGCUGCUCAGCCCACUUCUCCAGUCUGAUGGGCUACCAGUACCACCAGAAGCGUUGUGGAGGAGAGUUCUCUGACGACGAGAAGCCCGUGUUUCUAUGCCAGCAUUGUGGGAAAAGCUACCGCUCCAAGGCUGGCAGAGAUUACCACGUGCGAACGGAACACUCGCCGGGUAUCACCUCCACCGCGACGGCCACGGCAGCCGCCAACAACAAGGACAACGUUCCUGACACUAAUAACAACACCGGCAAAGACAGGGUGGUCUUUGAGGAGUCGCCAUCAGGAGCCAAGAGGGAAAAAAGCCAUUUUGAGAAAAAUGACUGGGAGGAGAAUGCGUUGUCCAACCAGCCGAAGGAUAAGGAAAGGGAAACACGGGAAAAACAGAGAGAAAAACAAAAGGAGAGGGAUCGGGACAAAAUCAAAACAGCCCAGAUUAAAAACCCGGAGGAAGAUUUCGAAAGGACCCCCAGUGGCAGAGUGAGGCGCCGGUCGGCUCAGGUGGCCGUGUUCCACCUGCAGGAAAUAGCAGAGGACGAACUGGCUAAAGACUGGGGCACCAAGCGCCGCAUCAAGGACGACCUGGUGCCCGACAGCAAGAGGUUAAAUUAUACCCGUCCGGGCCUCCCCAACUUCAGCCCGGAGCUUCUGGAGGCUUGGAAGAACCAGGUGAAGGAGAAGGGCUUCAUCUGCUGCACCAAUGAAAGCUGUGAAGCCGUCUACUCCAGUGUAUCAGGACUAAAGGCCCAUCUCGCCAACUGCAGCCAGGGUGGUAGAGAAAUGGGGAAGUACACCUGUCUGAUCUGUCAGAAAGAGUUCAGCUCUGAGAGCGGGGUGAAGUACCACAUCAGCAAGACACACUCACAGAACUGGUUCCGGGCGGCGGCCAGUCAAGUGGUCUGUCCGAGCAAGAGUAACGUACCGGAGAACAACGGGAUCAAAGCCGAGGUGAGAAACGGUGCCACGGCCGGUAAGAAGAGGGGCCGCAAGCCCAAAGAGCGCCCGCCAGCGCCCGCCCUCCUUCACACGCACCCUGCAGCACUUGGCACUUGUCAAAACUCAAGCCUUUCCAUGAUUCCUUCCUUGGGCCCAACACAGCCCGCCACCCUGAUCCCUGACCCAACAGACAACGCCAAGUCAGGCCAAGUCAGACAGCACGUCCCCUCCUCUGCCAGACGAAGCAAACCCAAGAGGUUUUCAUUGUCAGAGUAGCUCUGCUUUUGUGGACCCAGGAACCAGAGAGGAUGAGACGCUGAUGCGAGGAAGCUAAAAGACACCUCGACUGCAAGAAGAGAAGAAGUCAACCAUUUAGUACAGACUUUAACUCUUUGUGUGGAACCCCCAUGGUUGACAGUAGUGUUUUAUUUCUCCAUUCCACUUGUCUCUUUGAAGGCACACAGCAAGAACGUCCUUAGCAAUCAAAGCUAAAACUCAGACUGAUACAGUGACAGCGUUGUGUAAACAGUAGCUUUUCUUAUAGUCUGUAAUAUGGUAGUUCUGCAAACUAAUAAAGAGUCAUUCAAGUUGUGUUUGAGAGGUUUUAAAAAGGAUAUUCUAUUAGCAUGGUUGAUACAAUAGCUAGUGUUUUCACAUUUUUUCACAGAUAAACUGUACUAUGUACAUAAACAUUAUCUAUAUAAAACAUAUACAUAAAUAUAUCUAUAUAUAUUUACAGUAAUGCCAUCUGUCAUUUCCAAGCCUGACUCCUCCCAUUGGAUCAUGAGCAAUCAGAAUAUUUGCAGUGUGUGUAGUGCAAUGUUGUUUUGACCUAGAUUUUUUUUGUACUUGUUCAUAGUUAAACCUUUUUUGUUUACUUUUAUGUUUCAACUAAACAAUGGUCAUAAACUGUCAAAUAAUGGUCUUUCAUGAUGAUCAUGUUCCACUCUGCUGUUUUGACAGUUAGGUGGAUGUCACUUCAAUGAUGUUUUUUUUCUUUCUGUAUCACGUGAAGAUGGAAGGUAUCUGCUUUGACAGCCAUGCUUGGGUAUCAGAAGAUUCUUUUAUACUGAAGUCAAUAAGCAGAAUACCCUAAAACGAUUGAGAUUAUCAUCUGUAAGGUGUAAGUUAGUAACAUUGAUUCUGAAUAUGGCAUUGUGUUGUUUGAAUAUGAAAACUUGAAGUACUCUGUCUAAAAUAAGACUGGCAAAGCUAACUGUUGGACAGAAGGAUGAAUAGUGUGUGAAGCUUGUUGCACCAUUGCAGCACAAUCAAAUGAUGUGACACCAUUUCAAAGGAGGCCAUGUUGUGGCUACUGCUUUAGCUUGAAUCAAAGAGCUGAGGAAAGAAUUAAAUACUAUCUUUUAUAGAGAGGAUGAGGAAAACAAAACUUUUAUGAAACAUAAAAAUGCAAAUGAAGAGUCAAAUAUAAUAAUGUUUAUAAAUUAAUUCCUGGAUGUUCAAAGUAAUUGCCUUGCACUUUAACCCUGAACCCUUGAUGUGCCCCUCUUGUAUUUUUGCACUCCAGGAGUAUUCAACCUAACUGAGUGGCUGUCAGGCACAAAAACAGAAAUGUUUUAUGGUGGAGAAGAAUUUGCUUAAGGAUGAACUGAAUUUGUCUUUACAUGGAGCAGCAUCGUGAACUCUGUCUGCACUUCAACACGGCCAUAGAAUUAUGACUCGCCACACAAAGCCAUAGCUGGUCUGUUGAACGUCUGCUCUGCCACUUAUUGCUAGUUUAUCUUCAGAUUUUAAAAGGAUACAUUAUCUAAUUACUUUUCAAAUCUAAAAUGUGUGCAAUCAGAGAAUAUUUUCACUUCAGCAAACUUAAAGUAAAUACUUGAAUCUACAGCUAUGUUCGCUAUUUGAGCAGAUGAGAAACCCAUAAAUGCUUGAUUUAUAUUUGCAGUCUAUGUCCAUAAAAAUAAUGACUUGCUUACUUAAAAAAGGAAAUAUCACAAAUCUAUUUUAUAUUCGCUUGUGUGUGUUACCUAGAUAGCAACCUGAUAGCUUUGGAUAUAGUUGUGAGGUUAAUCUGGAGAGUUAAUAAAGGGUGCUUCUCUUGCCACUCUACCUUAAGGACUUGAUACAACUCAGAUAAGUCCAUCAGUCCAUCCUGCCAUGUUCUCCCUAAUGGCAAGUCUUCUAAAUUUUGCACCAACACAUGUCAAUAUUCAUCAUUUGAAAAACGCACUGAUGUCAGCAGAACAUUUUCAACAAACAUUCAAUUUGAAAUGUGUCUUUGUAUCCCAGGUGGAGUCAUCCCCAAACUUUUAUAUUGUAAAUUGAACAUUUGAGCUGAAUUUCCUCCAUAAUUAAUCAACUGAUGGAGCUUAUUCAGGUGGGGAUGACUAUGCAUGUGUCUGUCUCUGGACCUUUAUCUUCUAUCCAGGUUUCACUGGUGAAGAGGAUAAGUAAGACAAGCACUGAUUGGUCCUUGGACCAUUUCAAUAGAAUUUGUCAAGAUCUUAUGUAUGUGUGUGUGGGUGGGUGUUUGUGUGUGUGCGUGUGUAUUAAACAGCACCUUUGUAACGAGUGGAUGUCAGACUUGGUAACACUUCUUGUCGAGUGUUAUGCUGUGGCACAGAACCAGUUGAUCAAUUGCUUGUUUCUCAUUUCAUUAAUAACAUAAUUUUGACUGUGUUUACCUGACAAGCUUUGGUGUCGCAAUAUGAUAGUUUAGCACUGCUUUUAACAGUGGGUAUUUUAUAUUUUAUCACACCCUUUACUAUCCGUCUUCCUAUGAUGUGGAAACACAUAUCUAUCCCGCAGUGUGAGCUAACUGCAACAUGUUUAGAGAGUACAGCAAUACACCAUAUUUAGCUGGUUUUGUUGGCUUGCUGAUAUUUUAAUAUUGAUGUGUCUUCUCAAAUUGUAUGGCUUUUUCACUCCCCCUAUUUUAUUUGUUUGCUUUAAAAAUGCUUUUUACAUAUUAUGAAAUGAAAAAAAAGGUUGAAAAAAUUUGUACACCACAAAGAACAUUGUAGGCCUGUGUGUCGGCAUACACUGUUAUUUUAUCCAUUUUGAUGAGUCACUUAAAUUGAGCUUUUUCCGUACACAAUGACAAACACAGUGAGAGCGUCCUUUAUUAUUAUCUACUCAAUAUGGGACAAAAGGCGUAUGUAUGUGUGUUUGUUUCUGUAUUUAGUGCACUUACUAUAUCAUGAAAUAGGCUUGAAAUAGGAGUGUUGUUUGGCGCUUUCUAGUUACCUGGACUGUGUGUGGUGUGACUUUUGUACCUGGGGAUUCAGCAGGCUCAAGUGUCUUCCCUUUGUCAGCAAUGUUAUUUCCACAACCAAUGUUAAUCCUUAUAAAUCCCCCUAGGCAGCCUGACAACUGUACCCUUUAUUGGACAACAGUGGUUCAUUUUAUAUGCUACCUACUUUAAAAGCAGGAAAUGGCAUCUGUCUUUGUUGUCAGUGCCAUUGUGACGAAACUGUUGAGUUUUAUGAAAUGAUGUUGUAGCUCAUAACUGGUUAUAGGUAACAGGUAAAAUGAUACUAAUAAUGUAUUAAAGAUUUCCAUAUUUGAAAUUAAUCUGUAUAGUACCUAAUGUACGAGGCACCAGGACCUCCUUUGAGUCUGAACUGUUACACUUUUUCUCCCAAACUUGUUGUAUUACCUGUGCAUUAGUAUCCCUCAACUAAUUAAUAAAGGUUUGUUGAUUAAACUUGCA
Molecule: messenger RNA, 7170 nt
Organism: Betta splendens (Siamese fighting fish)
Lineage: Eukaryota; Metazoa; Chordata; Actinopteri; Anabantiformes; Osphronemidae
Gene: znf512b
Product: zinc finger protein 512B
Exons: 17
Coding region: 1227-3770 (847 amino acids)
Molecular function (GO): zinc ion binding
Source: RefSeq, a predicted model, not a curated record